This is a messenger RNA of Ilex paraguariensis (yerba mate), 651 nucleotides long. NCBI's taxonomy places the organism in Eukaryota, Viridiplantae, Streptophyta, Magnoliopsida, Aquifoliales, Aquifoliaceae. The record is from the annotation of a GenBank genome assembly.
AUGGAUGUAGAGAAUUUGCAUUUGCAUUUCAUAGCAGUUGUGGUGUCAAUCUAUGGGCAACCACAAGUCCCUGGAGGAGGCAUCGGUGGCCAUGGUAGUGGAGUAGGAGGAGGAGGUACUAGUGGUGGCAAUACAAGACUCACAACCAAUGAUGCACUAACGUAUUUGAAGGAAGUUAAGGACAUGUUUCACGAUCAGAGGGAGAAGUAUGAUAUGUUCCUUGCCGUAAUGAAAGAUUUUAAGGCUCAAAGCUAUGGGCAACCACAAGUCCCUGGAGGAGGCAUCGGUGGCCAUGGUAGUGGAGUAGGAGGAGGAGGUACUAGUGGUGGCAAUACAAGACUCACAACCAAUGAUGCACUAACGUAUUUGAAGGAAGUUAAGGACAUGUUUCACGAUCAGAGGGAGAAGUAUGAUAUGUUCCUUGCCGUAAUGAAAGAUUUUAAGGCUCAAAGGAUCGACACUACUAGAGUCAUAGCGAGGGUGAAAGAAUUAUUUGAAAGGCACAAUAAUCUCAUUUAUGGUUUUAAUACCUUCUUGCCAAAGGAUUAUGAAAGCACCCUGACUGAUGAUGAAGAAGCUCCUCCAAAGAGAAUUGAGUUUGAAGAGGCUAUAAGUUUUGUAAACAAGAUUAAGGUGAAAUUUCUAAUUUAA